GACCCAACAGGCCUGAGGUUAAUUCAGCCAGGAAAGUGGGUGGGGAGGGCUGUGGGGCACUUGUCAAUUCGCCACCAUGAACGUGGUCUUUGCUGUGAAGCAGUAUAUUUCCAAAAUGAUAGAGGACAGCGGGCCCGGCAUGAAGGUACUUCUCAUGGAUAAAGAAACGACUGGUAUAGUGAGCAUGGUCUACACACAGUCAGAGAUUCUUCAGAAGGAAGUAUACCUCUUCGAACGAAUUGAUUCUCAAAAUCGAGAGAUCAUGAAACACCUAAAAGCAAUUUGUUUCCUUCGACCUACAAAGGAGAAUGUGGAUUCUCUGAUCCAGGAGCUCCGAAGACCCAAGUACAGCAUAUAUUUUAUUUAUUUCAGUAACGUCAUCAGCAAGAGUGAUGUGAAGUCCUUGGCUGAAGCUGACGAGCAGGAAGUUGUGGCUGAAGUUCAGGAAUUUUAUGGAGAUUACAUUGCUGUGAAUCCACAUUUGUUUUCCCUCAAUAUCUUGGGCUGCUGUCAGGGUCGAAAUUGGGAUCCAGCCCAGCUAUCCAGAACCACUCAAGGGCUGACUGCUCUCCUUUUGUCUCUGAAGAAGUGUCCCAUGAUUCGUUAUCAGCUUUCAUCAGAGGCUGCAAAGAGACUGGGAGAGUGUGUUAAGCAAGUGAUAAGUAAAGAGUACGAACUCUUUGAGUUCCGGCGGACAGAGGUUCCUCCACUGCUUCUCAUUCUGGAUCGCUGCGAUGACGCCAUCACCCCACUGCUCAACCAGUGGACAUAUCAGGCCAUGGUCCAUGAACUACUGGGCAUAAACAACAACCGGAUUGAUCUUUCCAGAGUGCCGGGAAUCAGCAAAGACUUAAGAGAGGUGGUCCUGUCCGCUGAGAACGAUGAAUUCUAUGCUAAUAACAUGUACCUGAACUUUGCCGAGAUUGGUAGCAAUAUAAAGAAUCUCAUGGAAGACUUCCAGAAGAAGAGACCGAAAGAGCAGCAAAAGCUAGAGUCCAUAGCAGACAUGAAGGCCUUUGUUGAAAAUUAUCCACAAUUCAAGAAGAUGUCUGGGACUGUCUCAAAGCAUGUGACAGUCGUUGGAGAACUGUCUCGGUUGGUCAGUGAACGGAACCUGCUGGAGGUUUCAGAGGUUGAGCAAGAACUGGCCUGUCAGAAUGACCAUUCUAGUGCUCUUCAGAAUGUGAAGAGACUCCUGCAGAAUCCGAAAGUCACAGAAUUUGAUGCAGUUCGCCUGGUGAUGCUUUAUGCUCUACAUUACGAGCGCCACAGCAGCAACAGCCUGCCAGGGCUCAUAGUGGACCUCAGGAGUAAAGGUGUUGCUGAGAAGUAUCGGAAGCUUGUGUCUGCAGUUGUUGAAUAUGGUGGUAAACGGGUUAGAGGAAGUGACCUCUUCAGCCCCAAAGAUGCCGUGGCUAUUACCAAACAGUUCCUCAAAGGCCUGAAGGGAGUGGAAAAUGUGUACACCCAGCACCAGCCUUUCCUGCAUGAGACCCUGGACCAUCUCAUCAAAGGGAAGCUUAAGGAAAACCUCUAUCCGUAUUUAGGCCCCAGCACACUCAGAGACAGGCCUCAGGACAUCAUCGUGUUCGUUAUUGGAGGAGCCACCUAUGAAGAGGCACUGACAGUCUAUAACCUCAACCGCACCACUCCCGGAGUGAGGAUCGUUCUGGGAGGAACAACAAUACACAACACAAAAAGUUUCCUAGAGGAAGUCCUGGCUUCUGGGCUGCACAGCCGCAGCAGAGAGAGCUCACAGGCCACCUCAAGGUCAGCAAGCAGAAGAUGAGAUGGCAGUUGAGAACAGAGAGAAUGUCACGGCCUCCCUCUUACCCCGUCUCGGCCUUCCCUGUGACCAGGGGCUUCAGGGUGGCUCUUGUGUUUGCUCUGACUCACUCCAGGUAACCCUGACUCCUGAACUGCUGGCACACCCGCCGGCUGGGACUGCCAAUGAUGAGCCCACCCCAACCCACUUGUGAUUCUGUAUCAAAUAAAUAUGUUCUUUGUGUAUUUGACAGCA
This is a messenger RNA of Rattus rattus (black rat), 2020 nucleotides long. It is a transcript of the gene Vps45, whose product is annotated as vacuolar protein sorting 45 homolog. NCBI's taxonomy places the organism in Eukaryota, Metazoa, Chordata, Mammalia, Rodentia, Muridae. The transcript is spliced from 15 exons. The coding region runs from base 77 to 1789 and encodes 570 amino acids. Gene Ontology annotation, cellular component: Golgi membrane. The record is from RefSeq and is a predicted model, not a curated record. Gene Ontology annotation, biological process: vesicle-mediated transport; intracellular protein transport.